Molecule: messenger RNA, 2567 nt
Organism: Amphibalanus amphitrite
Lineage: Eukaryota; Metazoa; Arthropoda; Thecostraca; Balanomorpha; Balanidae
Product: major heat shock 70 kDa protein Ab-like
Exons: 1
Coding region: 256-2181 (641 amino acids)
Biological process (GO): protein refolding; cellular response to unfolded protein
Cellular component (GO): cytoplasm
Molecular function (GO): ATP-dependent protein folding chaperone; ATP binding; ATP hydrolysis activity
Source: RefSeq, a predicted model, not a curated record
UCGUGAGGGGACGGGUUGGCUCACGGAGCUCCCACGUUCGGGAGGUCACGGGAACCGCCGCGAUGGCAGCCGUUUCUGUGGCUGAACUAUAUAACCGCGGCUCUCUGGUCCCAGCACCAGAAGUCUCAUUGAGAGCAACAGAGUACGAGCGACAGUGCGCUACACUGUUACUGUGCUAGCAGCGAUAUUAGCAGCGACAAAUCGUGAUUCGUGAAGUGCGUUAUUUCGAAAGUUUCUGAAGACAUUCACACGAAGAUGGCUCCGACGAUCGGAAUAGACUUGGGCACGACCUACUCGUGUGUGGGCGUGUUCCAGCACGGCAAGGUGGAGAUUAUCGCCAACGACCAGGGCAACCGGACCACGCCCAGCUAUGUGGCCUUCACCGACACGGAGCGGCUGAUCGGAGACGCCGCCAAGGGUCAGGUGGCCAUGAACCCCAAGAACACCGUGUUCGACGCCAAGCGGCUCAUCGGCCGGCGCUACGACGACCCCAAGAUCCAGCAGGACCUCAAGCACUGGCCGUUCACCGUGGCCAACGAGGCCGGCAAGCCGCGCAUCGAGGUCGAGUACAAGGGCGAGCGGAAGCGGUUCACGCCCGAGGAGAUCAGCUCGAUGGUGCUGACCAAGAUGAAGGAGACGGCCGAGGCGUACCUGGGCUCCAAGAUCUCCGACGCCGUCAUCACGGUGCCGGCCUACUUCAACGACUCGCAGCGCCAGGCCACCAAGGACGCCGGCAGGAUCGCCGGUCUGAAUGUCAAGCGCAUCAUCAACGAGCCGACGGCGGCCGCGCUCGCCUACGGUCUCGACAAGAAGCUCGGCGGCGAGAAGAAUGUGCUCAUCUUCGACCUGGGCGGCGGCACGUUCGACGUCUCCAUCCUGAGCAUCGCCGACGGCUCCAUGUUCGAGGUGCUCUCCACGGCCGGCGACACGCACCUGGGCGGCGAGGACUUUGACAACCGACUCGUCAACCACCUGGCCGACGAGUUCAAGCGCAAGAACAGGAAGGACCUCAAGGGCGACGCGCGAGCCGUGCGGAGGCUGCGCACCGCCUGCGAGAGAGCCAAGCGCACGCUGUCCAGCAGCACCGAGGCCAGCAUCGAGAUCGACGCGCUCUUCCAGGGCAUCGACUUUUACACCAAGGUGACGCGGGCCCGCUUUGAGGAGCUGUGCAUGGACCUGUUCCGCGGCACGCUCGAGCCCGUCGAGAAGGCGCUCAGGGACGCCAAGAAGGACAAGGCGAACAUCCACGAGAUCGUGCUGGUCGGCGGCUCGACGCGUAUCCCCAAGAUCCAGAAGCUGCUGCAGGACUUCUUCAACGGCAAGGAGCUGAACAAGUCCAUCAACCCGGACGAGGCGGUGGCGUACGGCGCUGCCGUGCAGGCGGCCAUCCUGUCGGGCGACUCCAGCUCGGCCAUCCAGGACGUGCUGCUGGUGGACGUGGCGCCGCUCUCGCUCGGCAUCGAGACGGCUGGCGGCGUCAUGACCAAGCUGAUCGAGCGCAACACGCGCAUCCCGGCCAAGCAGCAGCAGGCGUUCACCACAUACUCGGACAACCAGCCGGCCGUCACUAUCCAGGUGUUCGAGGGCGAGCGAGCCAUGACCAAGGACAACAACCUGCUCGGCCGCUUCGACCUGACCGGUAUCCCGCCGGCGCCCCGCGGCGUGCCCCAGAUCGAGGUCACCUUCGACAUUGACGCCAACGGCAUCCUCAACGUCAGCGCUGCCGACAAGUCCACUGGCCGCUCCAACAAGAUCACCAUCACCAACGACAAGGGCCGCCUCAGCAAGGCCGACAUCGAGCGCAUGGUCAACGAGGCCGAGCGCUUCAAGGCAGAGGACGACGCGCAGCGCGAGCGGGUGGCCGCGCGCAACCAGCUCGAGUCGUACGUCUUCUCGGUGCGCCAGGCGGUCAACGACGCCGGCCAGAAGCUGGACGAGAGCGACCGGCGGCGCGUCACCGAGCUCUGCGACGACGCCAUCAAGUGGCUGGACAACAACUCGCUGGCGGAGAAGGACGAGUUCGAGCACCGGCUCAAGGAGCUGCAGUCGGCCUGCAGCCCCGUCAUGGCCAAGCUGCACGGCGCCGGCGGGCAGCAGGGCGGCCAGUUCGGCGGCGGACAGCAGGGAGGCCAGUUCGGCGGACAGGACAACCAGGGACCCACUGUUGAGGAGGUCGACUAAGGCGAUUGUUGAACCAAACUACUAGGAAAGACGAGACCCUCCUUGGCGGUUUAAAUUAGCAACUGUCAUCCAAAAUGCGCCCAGAAGCUUUCGCGCAAGCCUCCAACGCAUAAGGCCAGUAUUAUGUUCUCGCCUCGUGUUAUGGUUUGGAGUGGAUGGCAGCUGGUCCUUACCAAGUUAGCGAAGCUGAUUACUACGACGUCGCGAAGAAGCGAUUUGUUCCUAUUAUCGUAAUUCGUAAUCAUGCUUAGCAAUGAUGAGCUUACUACCGGAGGAGUAUCCGAUUGAUACAUAUGUGCUCCAUAACGUAUUAUUUCAUUUGCAAGUGCUGUGAUUGAGUGCUGUGAGUAGGUGAUUGUUGUUUGCUAAUAAACCAAAUAAAAUAU